Messenger RNA from Eleginops maclovinus (Patagonian blennie), 5142 nucleotides. It is a transcript of the gene slc39a6, whose product is annotated as solute carrier family 39 member 6. Gene Ontology annotation, cellular component: plasma membrane. The transcript is spliced from 12 exons. Bases 281 to 2299 code for a protein of 672 amino acids. Gene Ontology annotation, biological process: intracellular monoatomic cation homeostasis; zinc ion import across plasma membrane. Gene Ontology annotation, molecular function: zinc ion transmembrane transporter activity; monoatomic cation:bicarbonate symporter activity. Lineage: Eukaryota; Metazoa; Chordata; Actinopteri; Perciformes; Eleginopidae. The record is from RefSeq and is a predicted model, not a curated record.
GCACACGGCACCGAGGUAGUGCUGAGAGCAUAAAUCCAACCUGUUUCUGUUUACAUCGGAUUACAGACACGCGUGGCUUCCAACAGGAGGAGGAUUGGUUUCAUAUUUUUAUGGUUUUAUGGUUGUCUUUUAUGGACUGAUGUGUUGUUGAAGUACCGGGUGGAGCAGCUGGCGGAGGCCGUCUGUCGUUAACAUCCUCCCGGGAAAUAAACGCGGUUAGCCCUGUGGCUAAUCCAGAGAAGGCACAUUAGAGAGCAGAGGGUCUCGAUCCCCUGCAGAGAUGAUGAUGUUGAUGACGUUGCUGCUUGCCGUGCGUCUUUGCGGCGCUGUGACGGCGGCCCCUGAAUGCAGCUCCACAGAGAGCAAUACUGCAGUGCGUUCACUGUCUGCUGGGGUGGAUGCUCUAAGGGCCGAGCAGAGCCAGAGGCAGCACCUGGAGGCUCUGUUCAACAGAUAUGGAGAGAACGGCAGCAUCUCUUUAGCUGGGCUGAAGCUCCUCUUGCAGAACGUGGGCUUGGAUCGGAACAGGACCGUUAUGGUGAAACAUCACGAGCAACCGGGCCACCACCAUCACCAUCAGGAAGACCACCACCACCACCACCACCACCACAACAACAACAACUCCCACCCCCAAAAGUCUGCAAAGGCCUCGGAGGUGUCCAAAGAUCAGGACAGUCUGCAGGACAGGAAGCGGGCGGUGGAGGUCGUGUCAUCUCCGGUGUUCAGUGCACAGAUGAUGGUGAAACCGGACCAAGACCAGGAGACCACCGGGACCCCUGAGGACCACAGCCCCCUAAGCCAGGAGGUUCCCCACAACCACAGCGAGGACAGUGUGGAGUGCCUGAACGCCUCCAGCAUCCUCUCCUCACACGGCAUGACUCCAGGGGGAAGCGUCACCAUCGCCGACUUCAGCUAUCUCUGCCCCGCCCUGCUCCACCAGAUCGACGAUGGAGCCUGCAUCCGGCACAGAAACAAUAAACACGCUCACCACGGGGACCAGAACGCCUCAGAGCAGAACAACCACACCGGCGGGGAAAGUGUCAAAAACGUCACAAUCGCGUGGGUCGGAGGCUUCGUCUCCAUCACGGUGAUCAGCCUGCUGUCGCUGCUCGGCGUCGUCCUCAUCCCGCUCAUGAACAGAGUCUUCUUCAAGUUCCUGCUCAGCUUCCUGGUGGCGCUUGCCGUUGGGACGCUGAGCGGCGACGCCUUCCUGCACCUCAUCCCGCACUCUCAGGGCGGCCACCAUCACCACCACGAGGAUUCUGGGAUAAAUGAGGCGGGACAUGAGCACCACGAGGAGGAGAACCUGGACGGCGUGUGGAAAGGUCUGACGGCUCUGAGCGGCGUCUACAUCAUGUUCCUGAUCGAACACUUCCUCACUCUGGGGAAAAUGUACAAGGACAAGAAGCAGAAGAUCAAGAAGUGGGAUCAGAACGAUAAAGCAGAUCCGGAGAAGCAGCCGGCUCUGGAGGACCUGAAGCCAGCUGAAGAUGUGGAGACGAACGGCGCCGCCAUGUACGGCGACCCGUCGCUCGGCCUGCAGGGCGGCAGCGAGGCGGAGGAGGAGCAAGUGAUGCUGGCGCCGGAGGUCUCCAUCGUGUCUGCGCCCGAGGCCGUCGACUACACGGCGGAGGACUGCGAGAACAAAUGCCACUCCCACUUCCACGACACGGUGGGCAACGCGGACAGGCAGCACCACCACCACCACGACUACCACCACAUCCUGCACCACCACCACUCCCAGAACCACCACCCGCACAGCCACUCCCACUCCUACUCCGAGCAGCACUUCAAGCAGGCCGGCGUCGCCGCGCUCGCCUGGAUGGUCAUCAUGGGAGACGGGCUGCACAACUUCAGUGACGGCCUCGCCAUCGGCGCCGCCUUCACUGAGGGUUUGUCCAGUGGCCUCAGCACGUCUGUGGCUGUGUUCUGCCACGAGCUGCCUCACGAGUUAGGGGACUUUGCGGUGCUGCUGAAGGCGGGCAUGACGGUGCGUCAGGCCAUUCUCUACAACGUGCUGUCGGCCAUGAUGGCGUACCUGGGCGUGGUGAUCGGUAUUUUGAUCGGACAUUUCGCGGAGAACGUGUGCAUGUGGAUCUUCGCCCUCACAGCCGGACUCUUCCUGUACGUGGCGCUGGUGGACAUGGUUCCGGAGAUGUUGCAUAACGACGCGGGCGAUCACGGCUUCAGCCACUGCGGCUUCUUCCUGCUGCAGAACGCCGGCAUCCUGCUGGGCUUCUGCAUCAUGCUGCUCAUCGCCAUCUUCGAGCACAAAAUCCAGCUGGACCUGGGGUACUGACGGAGACCAGCUUCCCCCUGAAACCCAGAGAGGCGCAGCAGCCCCCGAGACCCUGACAUGACUCUCGUUUCAUCUCUUCCUGUCCCCUGGUCUGGAGGUCAAUGGGUUUCUGAUUUAUUUAUUUUUUGGGUUUUUAGCCGGAAAUAAGGUCUGAGGGUAACACGAGCUGAGGAGAUUCUACGGUUUAGUUCUACCACAUAAAACCUGCCAGUAAAUAACCCUCUGGUGGUUUAGAAAAACAUCAUCACGCUCAACGUUAGCCGCCUUUAGCUUAGCGGUGGUGACGUGAAGUCAUGUGACCGUGCUGUAGGUCCUUUAUAGCCCAACAUUAGCCUCCUUUAGCUUAGCGGUGGUGACGUGAAGUCAUGUGACCGUGCUGUAGGUCCUUUAUAGCCCAACAUCCUACACUAAACCUGUAAGCAUCACAAACGUUUGACUCGGACAUUAUUUCCUGCAAUUAUCCAAAAUCACAUGGAGGAAUUCCAUUGGACCAGGGAGAUGCUGCCUUCAGGGUCCAGCUCAGAAAUAGGUCAUCACUGUAUUAAGUGUCUGUCAGAAGUGUAGUGCGUUAUUUUUAUAUGUUGUCAUCGACCUUUAGUCUAGUCUGCUUUGUUUAGCGUGUAUUUCCACAUGAAGUAGGAAGAAGCACCGGUUCAAACACAGGAAGAAGUUUUAUAUUUCUUAAUGUUCUUGCACAGCGGUUAAAAAGUCUACAGAGAAAACAUUAUUAAAAUAAAGAAAAAGUCCUCUUAAAAAUCUCUGGAGGCUCAGUGUUUCCGCUGAUGAUCCAGGUUAGUAUCCAGUGGAUAAAUCACGCUAUGAAAUCGCUCCUGUUCGCGCUCAGAGCACAAUAUCACGAUACAAAGAAUUCAUGAAGGAUAAUACCACGACAAAAACCUGAAAUAUUUACGAUAUUAAAAACUGAUGCCGUGAGAAAACGUUUUUAACUGAAGGGCUUUUGCUUUCGUUCUUUGGUAGAAUAACAGUAGCUUUGACUUUAGCAAUUAGCAUGAGAGCUUGGUUAGCACGCAGAGAAUUAUGGGAGUCUAUACUUGAAGAUAUGAUUGGACCAGAAACAGAAAUACAGUUCAGCUUUAAGUGUCCACGUGGAAACAGCGCCUCUUUCCAGAAACGUCAAUUAAAUUAUGGAGAACUGCCGAAACAAUCCUUAAAUGAAAACAUCAGGAAAAGGAAAAAUAACGGACUAAAAGACGACUUUAAUAUUAUUUAAAGAAGACAUUAAGACAGUGUUCAUUUAAUUAAGGGGAAUAAGUGAAACAGUAAGCCAUAAACAACAGUUAUUGUACUGGUGGGUUUUUGUACGUUUAAUUAUAGGGGUGUAAAAACAAGUGUCACCCAGGAGUCUGCUGUUUGAUUUAAGGACAUUGAAUAUGUUAAAGGUGCCAUUUAAACCCGCAGGAAGGUCCUUCAAAGUGGGAUUAGGAAACUGGCGAGUUUAUAAAUCCAGUUUGAAGUAGCAGACGUAGUUUGAGUCCCCAAAGAGUUGAGUUCUGGCAGGAAGUCCGUCCAUGAAACCACCGUGAGUUCAGACCAAUGAAGGAAAAUGUGUCGCAGAACUUAAGAGUUAAACAAAACCUCUUUAAAAGAUCAAAAAUAAUAUGAAUGGGGAGAAAGAUGGUGGACAGUCACUGAUUGAAUAUUGGAAAAGGAAGCGGUUCAUUAGUGAGGGUUUUCUCCAGGAUUUGAGGCACACAGAUCUGGAAAACGGUGGUGCAGAGCUCCUGAUGUUGGGUUUAGACGGAAGUAAGAAUGACUUCACAUUUGCCUUUUUUUGUCGACACUUGGACCUUAAACACCGAGCAUUCCUUAACUUCUGAUUUUAUUUUCUCAAAGUUAAAAAAUAAUUGGUGAAUAAAUACUUUAACAUCUCUGAACAUUUUGCAACUUCAGCUUUCAGAACAGCCGUUCCUGCAGCUGAGCUCCAGGAUUUAGAGUUUCUCAUUUAAAUUCAACCCUUUUGUGCUAUAUUUUUUAUGGGCAUCUUUUCCAUCUUUUCUCUGUUUUUAGCUUUUUAUAAAUGUGGAACACAGGUAUUUUUUGUUUCCUUUCUCUGUUUUUUGAACUGCGUUUCUUGAUUUUCAUAUCAAAUCUGGCAUCCCGCUCCCUGACGAGCGUUUGCAUUGAAAGGAGAACAUGUAAUAAGAGGUUUGUGCAUGUUCUAUUUAAACUGAACGUAUCACGGUAUCAUUCAUUUAAGCUUAAUGCAUAUUUUUGAAUGAUUGAGCGUACCUCCUGCAGCACCUUAAAGAACCUCCAGGGGGCACAUCAUCAUCUGAGAAACACCGCUUUAGAUUCAGUGUUUUGGUCUCUUUGCUCUUUUCUCUAAACCAGAUAUCUUCCCCGUUUAUUAAGGAGGUCCAGAGGAUCACUUUCACGUCUAAAUUUGAAUUCUUUUUAGGUGGGUUUGGCCCCUAGAAUGUCCCUGGGUAUCACUCACUGACAGAAAUGUGAGUCCAAUCAAAGCAUCACUGUUUUGUUUACUGUGUAUUUUCCAUUUGUUGUUUAUGUAUUUGUUUAUUUUAUUGAUAGUUAAUGUUCAGAACUGUACAACUACAACAUCACAAACUACAGAAUAUGAGUUUACUUCUAAUUGGUUUUUGUAUUCCUGUUUUACAGACGUUAUGAAAAAGUGUUUUUCUAGCUUUUAAAAAAAGGGUACGAAGAGCAGAUUCAUUUCAAACCCCGCUGUGUAUAUUCCAUGUACGAUAUUAUACUAUAUGUACAUAUUUAUAUACAUCGCUGUGUGUUGGUGUUCAGAGGAAAUGUUACAGGAGGUCUGCUUUCUGAUCGGUCUCUAAAAUAAAUGAUGGAACCAGUCUGUU